This is a messenger RNA of Trichosporon asahii var. asahii CBS 2479, 2100 nucleotides long. RefSeq names its product integral subunit of the pre-mRNA cleavage and polyadenylation factor (CPF) complex, Pfs2p. NCBI's taxonomy places the organism in Eukaryota, Fungi, Basidiomycota, Tremellomycetes, Trichosporonales, Trichosporonaceae. The transcript has 5 exons. The record is from RefSeq and is a predicted model, not a curated record. Gene Ontology annotation, molecular function: protein binding. Gene Ontology annotation, cellular component: mRNA cleavage and polyadenylation specificity factor complex. Bases 1 to 2100 code for a protein of 699 amino acids.
AUGGAGGAUUUGCUUCCGUUCGAGCCCCGCGACCAUAUGGGACAUGAACUUGGGUUUGACGUAGUUGGCCGAUCCCAACGACAAUACCCCCUCGAUCCACUCUCUCGACCUCGCUUCUCACCUCACAGCCCACCGACAAUGGUAGCGGCAUCUGCAAACCCGGAGGAGGCUGGCCCCUCGCGAACGCGGGCCCCGGACUCUUGGCGCCCCGAGAAGUAUUUGGAGCCGAACCACCCGGAUAAUGAAGAGGUCCUGGAGCAGGCUGCGUACCAGGCUGCGGUGACGAGACCGCCAGGCGAUGCGCGCGCCAACCGCAAGUACAAGCCUAGAAGAACAGUCGACUACAUGGGAGGUGUCCAGAAAUGGCGCAUGUUGGGCAAGAUCAAGGGUAUGAGAGACUACAUGCCGCCGAUACACCCCAAUCCAAGCGAUAUCAUCAACCUCCUUCCGCCAGCUGCACACAUUAGAGAUACGUCGACGUCCAUCUGUGACUACUUUGUUCACACCUCGAUCAACAAGGAGCGCUCUCCGACUCGAGUAGUGAAGUGGACGCCAGAUGCUCGUCGUCUUCUCACGGGCAAUGACAAGGGCCAGUUCACGCUGUGGAACGGUGCCUCGUUCAACUACGAGUCGAUUACGCAGGUGCACGACGACUCGAUCCGUGCAAUGUCGUACUCGCACAACGGCCAAGCUCUGGUCUCGACGGACAAGUCGGGCUGGAUCAAGUACUUCACCCCGCACCUGACGAACAUCCACGGCUUCCAGGGACAUCGUGAGGCUUGUCACGGUGUUGCGUGGUCGCCGAAUAACGAGUGGUUCGUGACUGGCGGCGACGAUGGUCUCGUUAAGAUCUGGAACUACCGAGCGGCGGAGACGGAGCGCGAGCUGUCGGGGCACGGAUGGGAUGUGCGCUGCGUGGACUGGCAUCCUACGAAGGGUCUGGUCGUGUCGGGCUCGAAGGACAUGCUCGUCAAGUUCUGGGACCCGCGGACGGGCAAGGACCUCUCGACGCUCCAUUCGCACAAGGCAGUCAUUAACGCGUGCACUUGGAACCCGGACGGCAACAUUGUCGCGACCGCUGGCGGAGACAACGUCAUCCGCCUCUUCGACAUUCGCACUUUCCGCGAGCUCGAGUCCAUGAAGGGUCACACGAAGGAGGUCAACUGUCUCGAGUGGCACCCGAUCCACCACUCGCUCCUGUGCUCGGGCGACGCAGCGGGCAGCAUAGCGUACUGGUCGCUGCAGGCGCCGGACCCUUCGAAGCCUGUCACGAUGAUGGAGAAUGCGCACGACGACGCCGUGUUCUCGGUCUCCUUCCACCCCCUCGGCCACAUUCUUUGCUCGGGCAGCAAGGACUUUACGGCGCGGUUCUGGUGCCGCGCCCGUCCGGCCGGAGGUCACGAGACGGACAAGUAUCACUUGGGAGAGGAGGGCGCGAUGCGUGCCGAACAGGCCCAGGCGACGAGCAAGUGGCCGGGUCUUCCCCCGCCUGGCGAGUCGCUUCCCGGUCUGCCGGGUCUCGGUGCGCCGCCGGCGAAGAACAGCCCGACGCCGUCGCGCACCGUCACGCCGUCCGGCCCCCCGGGUCUCGGCGGACCACCAGGACUGGGCGAGCUGCCCGGCCUGGGGCCCGGACGCAGCCGCCGCGACCUCGAUCGUCAAGGCGGAGGCGGCGGAGGAGGAGGUGGCUUCGGCGGACCUGGUACUGGAGCCAACGCCGGCGCAGGUGGCGGGCCAGGAGGGUACGGCGCGUAUCCCCCCGCUCCGGCUGGAUAUGGCAACGGUCCGAACGCGCAGAACGGCUACGGACGACAGCAAGGUGGAUACGGCGCUGGUCCUGGCGGUGGCCAGGGUCCUCCCGGUGGCUAUGGACAGCAGGGAGGACAGGGGGGAUACCAGCAAGGCGGGCAGGGAGGUUAUGGCCAAGGAGGCCAGGGCGGAUAUCAGCAGGGAGGCGGCGGUGGAUACGGGCAGGGAGGGGGCAGCCGGGGGGCAGCCGGUACGGCGGCCGGCGGUAGAGGCAGUCUAGAGGGAACAAUGCAUAGUAGUGUACAGACAGGGUUAGCUCAGCGGGAAAUCUCGUGCUCGGCGAGGAGCUGA